Messenger RNA from Acomys russatus (golden spiny mouse), 584 nucleotides. RefSeq names its product lysine-rich nucleolar protein 1-like. The annotation marks the transcript as partial. The record is from RefSeq and is a predicted model, not a curated record. The transcript has a single exon. NCBI's taxonomy places the organism in Eukaryota, Metazoa, Chordata, Mammalia, Rodentia, Muridae.
GUGGGGAGGCUUGGCCUGCAGGUAGACUAGGAAUGGUCAGCAAGACUCAGAAAACAGACCUGGGUCUGAGGCUCCCAGAGAAGAAGAAGAAGAAGAAGAAGAAGAAGAAGAAGAAGAAGAAGAAGAAGAAGAAGAAGAAGAAGAAGAAGAAGAAGAAGAAGAAGAAGAAGAAGAAGAAGAAGAAGGUGGUUACAGAGGUCCCAGAACCAAAGACUCAAUACUCAGUUUUAAAUAGUAAUGAUUAUUUUGUAGAUAUUUCUCCUCCGAGGGUCACAUCCCCCUUUAACAAUGUGGGUGAAGUGCAGGUCUUCGAGGUGCCACUGGGCAAGAAAAAGAAGAAGAAAAGGUCCCCUGGCACUCACUUGGAUGGGCACCUGGAGCCUGAGCCCACACGGGCAAGGCAGAGAAAGACGUCCAGUCCUAGAAGGCAGGUCCUUGAGCAGUCAGCAGAAUGCCUCAUCAGAAAGAAGAAAAAGAAAAGGUGGAAGUCCUUACCACAGACCACCUCCCGAGCCUCUGGGCUGAAGACCUCCCCAGACCCCAAGCAUCCCGAGGAGGUAAGCAAAGUUGGUAAGAAGUCAAAA